This is a messenger RNA of Sparassis crispa, 1056 nucleotides long. RefSeq names its product Phospholipid scramblase family protein. Bases 1 to 1056 code for a protein of 351 amino acids. Lineage: Eukaryota; Fungi; Basidiomycota; Agaricomycetes; Polyporales; Sparassidaceae. Gene Ontology annotation, cellular component: plasma membrane. Gene Ontology annotation, molecular function: phospholipid scramblase activity. The transcript has 10 exons. Gene Ontology annotation, biological process: plasma membrane phospholipid scrambling. The record is from RefSeq and is a predicted model, not a curated record.
AUGUUCGCACUGGGAAGGGGCUCCAGAACAUUGCUGAGUGCUGCCCGGCCGGCCGAUGCUGUCUCGUCCAUCUUUUGCCGCACUUAUGCGCUUUCGAGGUUUCCGGAACGCCGCCCUGGCACAGGCAGAAUACGUUCUGAGGCAUCCUUGAACGAUAUCAGGUCGCGGGAGAAUUCUGGCCGGCGGGGACCUAUCAACGACGAGCUUCCUACCUACGACCGGUCCCCCUUGUGGGAGGCCAGCAAGAGAGCUCCCGUCAGUGACCCUGAGGCUGGACUGAAGAGGCUGCUGCUAGACAACAAUCAGCUCGUCAUUACGAGACAGUUCGAGAUGCUCAAUAUCUUCAUUGGGUUCGAGCAAUCGAAUCGAUAUGUGAUUUCGAACGAAAGGGAAGACACUCUCGGCUUCAUUGCUGAAGAACCCCGCGGUUUCCUCUCCACCUUCUCGCGCCAGAUACUCCGCACGCAUAGGCCGUUCCGUGCGUUGGUUAUGGAUGCGGACGGGAACCCCGUCCUAUGGCUCCGACGGCCAUUCCAGUUUAUCAACUCACGCAUGUACGUUCAGCGGCUGAAGGAUCUUCACGAGUACACUUCCCAGGGCGAGCCGGUCCUCGACACCUUUGCGGAGGUCCAGCAGCGCUGGCAUCUGUGGCGUAGGCGUUAUGACUUAUUUUUGAGGGAUGAGAAACGCCGUAUCCUUUCAAAAGAUGACCUGUUCAAACAGGUGGCGCGUGUCGACGAAGGAUUCUGGGCUUGGGACUUCACCAUUCAAGAUUCCCGUGGAGAAGAAAUGGCUACCGUGAAUCGAAGGUUCCGCGGAUUCGGGCGCGAGCUAUUCACGGACACAGGUCAAUAUUUCGUUCGCUUUGGUCCCAUGCCCCAAGAUCCCGACGAUCCCACACCUCGUGCACCUUCGAUUGUGCGUGAUAUAACGUUGGAUGAACGUGCUCUUGUGCUUGCGUUGGCUGUCAACAUCGAUUUCGACUACUUCUCCCGUCAUUCUGGUCAUGGCGGAACGUGGUUUCCUAUGUUCGACUCGUUUGGCGGUGACGCCUAG